AUGAACGCCGCAUACUCCUCCGUCGUUUCCGUCUCCAUCGAGGGUCGUACCACCCAUGAGCAGUUGACUCACACCUACGAAAGCCAUAUCGAACGUCACGGCUCCUCGCCCUCGCUCCAACAGUUAUUCGAGACCGCGCGCGAUGCUGCUUCCAGCGAUCAAGACCGUGCUGUGAUUUCGUGGCUCGAGACCGCCAUCGCCAAAGAGUCUGGACGUGACAGUGACAGUGACGACGAAGCCCCCUCAACUCCACCUCACCAUUACUUGAUCAGCCACCUUAAAGAGCACCACGACGAGCACCACAAAGCCAAAAACGGUAUCUUCAUCAGCCCUAUCUUCUUUCCAUCUGAGGAGAGCUAUGGCAACUUUAUCAAGACGCUGAGCAAUGCCAAAAAGUCGCUGGAUAUCUGUGUGUUCACCAUCACUGACAACGACACUGCCAACGCUGUCAUUCAGGCCCAUGAGCGAGGUGUUCGUGUGCGCAUUAUUUCCGAUGACGACAAGGCUGAGGACUUGGGUGCUGAUGUCAAGCGUUUUGCCAGGGACAACGACAUCCCCACACGUGUUGAUGGAAGCCCCUCGCACAUGCAUCAUAAGUUUGCUAUCAUUGACGAUGCGCUUGUGAUGACUGGCUCGUACAAUUGGACAAAGGGCGCUCGCUACCAGAAUCGCGAGGAUCUCUGUCUGACCAAUUCCACCAAGGCUGUGCGUGCUUUCAAGGAUGAGUUUGAGAAGCUAUGGGACCUCUUUGAGGAAUUUCAGCUGUAG
This is a messenger RNA of Linnemannia hyalina, 768 nucleotides long. The record is from the annotation of a GenBank genome assembly. NCBI's taxonomy places the organism in Eukaryota, Fungi, Mortierellomycota, Mortierellomycetes, Mortierellales, Mortierellaceae.